AUGACAUAGUGUCAGUGUCACUGUCAGUCGUUUGCUCUUUGCAAAGUGCUUCGUUGGUACCUUUACCGUGUCAUGUUGAAUAUCAUAUGCUCUUUGAUCAUAUUCCUUCUCAACACCUGAACAACUAUAUCUUAUUCUAAUAAAAUAUACUAAUAUUACAAAAUUACUCUGUUACAUUCGUCAGAGUCGUGAAUUUAGAUUUUAUCGCACUAACUGCAUGCGGCGCGUCAAAGAUUCCUAUGACAAGAAGACACUGACUAAUUAUUAUUUUGAUGAUAUACAAUAAUUUUACUGCAAAAUGACUACACCAGGAACCUCGGCAUCACCAGCUGUGCAAGAGUUUAAAAUCAGAGUCCCAAAGAACGUGAAGAAGAAACAUCAUGUAAUGCGGUUUAAUGCCACGCUGAAUGUAGACUUUGGAAAAUGGACUCAAGUCAAGAUGGAGAGGGAGAACAACAUCAAGGAAUUCAAAGGAUUAGAUGAAGAUAUGCCCAAAUUCGGCGCGGGCUCCGAGUAUGGACGAGACAUUCGCGAGGAAGCUCGCCGUAAGAAGUUUGGGAUCAUCUCGCGAAAAUACAAGCCUGAAGAUCAACCAUGGAUACUGAAAGUGGGAGGAAAAACAGGAAAAAAGUUCAAAGGCAUCCGCGAGGGCGGCGUAUCGGAGAACGCCGCCUAUUACGUGUUCACGCAUGCCGCCGACUCCGCCAUCGACGCCUACCCGUUGCAGGAGUGGUACAACUUUCAACCUAUACAAAGAUACAAAGCCUUGUCUGCGGAAGAAGCUGAACAGGAAUUUGGGAGACGCAACAAAGUGAUAAACUACUUUUCACUCAUGUUCCGCAAGCGCAUGCGCGGCGACGACGCUGCCGACGAAGCCGACGACCCCGACGACAAGAAGACUAAAGGCACCAAGGCCAAGAAAGAGUUAAAAAUAUCAGAUAUGGAUGAAUGGAUUGAUUCCGACGAUGAUUCCUCCAACUCUGAGGCUGCAGAGAAAGACAAUGACAGUGACUCUGGCACCAAGAAGAAACCAAAUAAAAAAGGACCGGUAAAGAAGAAGAAGAAGGUGGACGACGAAGCGUUCGAGGAGAGCGACGACGGUGACGAGGAGGGCCGCGAGCGCGACUACAUCUCCGACUCGUCCGACAGUGAAACAGAUCACGAGGCGAAGGCUAACAAAGAACUCAAGGGCGUAGCAGAAGAAGACGCACUCAGGCAACUGCUGACGUCGGACGAGGACAGCGAGGAGGAGCAGGAGCAGAAGGAGGCGUCGGAGCCGGAGGACGAGCCGACGCGCGAGGGCGAAGAGCGCGCAAGCAAGCUCACCAAGAAGAAGGCCGCCAAGCCCGACGAGAAGAAGGAGUCCAGCAGCGAGUUCAGCUCCGACUCGGACACGGACGCGGAGGGUGCGUCCAAAAAGCCCAAGAAGCGCAAGGAGCCCGACGCCCGCGCCGGAUCCUCCGCUGCACCGCACUCAGCGAGCGCGCCGGGCAGCGCCAGCACGUCUCGCUCUGGCUCGCCCGCGCCCGCGGUAGCCGCCGCCGCCGCGCCGCCCGCCAAGCGACCCAAGAUCGAUCCCUCCUACACCGAGUGCGGCGUGACGGAGGAGGCGGUGCGGCGCUACCUGGCGCGCAAGCCCAUGACCACCACGGAGCUGCUUACCAAGUUCAAGUCCAAGCUCACCGGCGUCAGCUCCGAGCGCCUGCUCGAGACAAUGACGCAGAUCCUCAAGCGCAUCAACCCCGUCAAGCAGAACAUCAACGGCAAGAUGUACUUAAGUAUCAAGAACAACUAACGUAUUUACCUGCUAGAAAUUCUUCAGUAAGUCAAAGAAUUGCGCUCGUGGUUGCGUCUGAUUUGAUGCUCGCAGAACUAUCAAAUGUAUGGGGCCGUAUCAGCGUCACCUAGGAACUAUUAUUAUCACGGACAAUUAGGUAUUUAUUUGUCUUUGUGAUUUUGAGCUAUAAGUCUUAGCACGUCAAUAAACGUGUUGCAUGUAAGCACAUUAUAUUAAACCCGUCUGUUUUGUAAUCGUAAUGUACAGUCAACCAAUUUGAAUCCUAGGCCACUAUAGAACCUUGUCGCUUUAUUUACUAGAUACUUGACACGCAUCACUCAAUAAGCACUGUCGUAGAAGUCAUUAUGGCAUGGUUUUAUUGUGGCCUAGGAAUCAAAUUGGUUGACUGUACAGUCAGCGUCAAAUACUUCGUAGCAGUCAAAGUGGCCAAAUAGUUCGGUACACCAUACUAAAUAUAUGGUGUACCGAACUAUUUGGCUACUUUGACUGCUACGAAGUAUUUGACGCUGACUGUACAUAUGGUUUAUUUUGAUGUAGUAUUAAGUUAGUAUGUAACAUGAUACAGACUUUCGACCCCCUUCAGCUUUAUUAUAUAAAAAUAAUAUAUGUAUUCUGCAAACAAUAAUGUAGAUUAUCAUUAGUACCUCCGUGUUACAUCUCCGAAAUGUAAUCAAUGCGCCAAAGAAAAUGGUGUACCACCGCGAAUGUUAAGUGACGUUUCAAAUGAAUCUAAACGACCUUAAAAUAAAAGUUAUUUCGCAGUGGAUUGUUAUUAUAUUGCUUUUAUUAUGUUUCUAGAUAUUAUUUGAAUGCAUUUUUAUAACGCAUAAAGGAUUUUUUUAUUUUUAAAAAUUUUCGUUACUUGUCUGGCAUAUCGCCAGUAGUCGGAGACCUACAGGACGCAAUGAAGCGGCACUUCAAUGAGGUGCAUAUGUCAUAGUUCGAUAUUUUAAGCAUUAGAUAAAAGGUAAACAAUCUUGACGUGACUUUUUAUUUAAAGUUAUUGAAAAACGAUUUUAAAAAAUUAGUUUAUAUUACUUAUGAAAGCAAAGAAUAUAAAUAAUCGUAUAUGAUUUAUAAUUAUUACCUACAUAUUUUGUAUGACUUAUUUUUGAAGUGUUUUUUUUUUAUAAAAAUACAGGUCAAGAUAGCGUACUUUCUUUCUAAUGCUUAAAUAAACGAAUUAUAGUAUUGAAAAUAUUAAAUAGAGAGAAAAAAAACAUUAGGGUAAAUCGUCUUUUACUGGCCACCCUCCAAUUACUGGCCACCUUAUACUAAAAUGGCUGAAAUAAGAAUUAUAUUUAUUUAUUUACACAAUUCACGUAAACUAAAUAACUAUCGUUCUGAUGGUUAACUUAGAUUGUGUGAUUAUGAAACAGAAUCCCUUUUGGUAUAAGGUGGCCAGUAAUUGAAGGGUGGCCAGUAAUAGACGGUUUACAAGAUAUGAGGGAUGAAAUGAUGAUGAUGAUGUCCUCCCAGACGCAUCCGUCGACGGCGACACCACAAAUCAGGUAUUCUGUAAAUUAUGACGUGCAUGGGCUCGAACGUGACUUGCGAAACCGAGUUUUGUUUUAAACUUCCGGCCGCAAGUCGUGCAGUAAAGCUCGCCAUUUGAAUCGUAAGUGUAUGUGUAGGAGGGCUUGGGCCGAGAUUUUCGAAGCUGGCGUUUAGUUGAAAUGGUGUAGCUUCUUGCCCUGGCAAAGAACUGCAAAGUCGGAGCUAAAUUUGUAACUUUUUUGUAAUUUCUCUAAAUCGUGUCAUUCAUGUCCCAGAUUUUAAUAUCAUGGAAUUCUAGAGAUUUCUUUGAGUAACUACUGACGUCCUCUUUUUUUUAUCGAUAUUUAUUAUUUUUAGCGCAAAUCAAUAAAAUAAAAUUAUAGUAUUAUUUUCCAUUGUUUUAUCAUGAUUUAUCUUUGACAUCAAUCAUUCAUUACCAUUACCCGAAUGUGCCAGCAGGAGCGUAUGUAUGUGUGUCCAUUUCUUGGCCGAGGUUUUCGACAGAGGGGUAACCUCUUCCAGGGGUAAGCGACUCCAGUUGUAAAAUCCUCCAAGUUUUUGACAUAAGAGGUCGUUAAAUUCUUCAGGAUUGUGGUAGUGAGGUAGGGUAUAUACAUUUUUAAAAAUGGCGCCCGCAAGAAGCUUGGGGGGGGGGGUUCCUUACCAUAGUAAUAUAGGAUCAAUUGAAAGCUAAUGAAAUAUGUGUAAGCAGUCGGGUAUUUUUGUUUUUAGAAUAAUAAUUAAUCUUUUAAAAAUGGUGUAAAAUAAAAGAAAGUAUUCUGAU
This is a messenger RNA of Cydia pomonella (codling moth), 4079 nucleotides long. It is a transcript of the gene TfIIFalpha, whose product is annotated as general transcription factor IIF subunit 1. Gene Ontology annotation, cellular component: transcription factor TFIIF complex; nucleus. Lineage: Eukaryota; Metazoa; Arthropoda; Insecta; Lepidoptera; Tortricidae. The transcript has 12 exons. Gene Ontology annotation, biological process: transcription initiation at RNA polymerase II promoter; positive regulation of transcription elongation by RNA polymerase II. The record is from RefSeq and is a predicted model, not a curated record. Gene Ontology annotation, molecular function: DNA binding; RNA polymerase II general transcription initiation factor activity; TFIIF-class transcription factor complex binding. Bases 299 to 1795 code for a protein of 498 amino acids.